Rosa rugosa (rugosa rose) is the source of this 1755-nucleotide messenger RNA. Its product is annotated as cyclic nucleotide-gated ion channel 1-like. The coding region runs from base 1 to 1755 and encodes 584 amino acids. Lineage: Eukaryota; Viridiplantae; Streptophyta; Magnoliopsida; Rosales; Rosaceae. The record is from RefSeq and is a predicted model, not a curated record. The transcript has 8 exons.
AUGGAUGAAGCCCCAGAAGUAAGUCUCACAGGUUAUACUACUCAUUAUGGAUACAGCCGGAGACCAUCAGAACUGAAGAAAACCAAAAGGAGAUUUAGUUCGUGGUGGACUAGUUUUUGGGUUCGAGGUUCAUGGUGGGACUCGAUAUUUGUAGCCUCGUGUGUUAUCGCAGUCUCACUGGAUCCAUUGUUCUUUUACAUUCCUAUCAUCGAUAGGGAAAAAAAGUGCCUUCAAGCAGACACACAAUUGAGAACUGUAACUCUCAUUUUGCGAUCAGUCAUGGAUAUACCUUUUAUAGUGCAUAUUAUCUAUCAGAUUCGUGAAGCUAUGAUCGCUGCAGCCUUCGAUAAGAUGGCUAACCAAGAAGAAUCGAAGUUUUCCUAUUUCUUUGAAUGUGUUGAUGCAAUAGUUGACAAUUUGUCAUGGCGCUCUCUCAUAACUGACAUUCUAGCUGUACUACUACUUGUUGUCUUUUUUAAAAUGAGAGGCUCUAGAUAUUUGGACCACAGAAAGAUUUUGAAUUUCUUUCUUCUCGCUCAAUAUUUGGCAAGAAUUUAUCGUAUUCACCUAUCUUCCCAAAUACUUACAAAGAGUCAUGGAAUAUGGAUUAAAGGACUGUUCAAUUUCUUUCUCUAUAUCUUUGCAAGUCACGUACUUGGAGCCUUUUGGUAUUUCUUUUCGAUUCAACGAGAGACAUCAUGCUGGCAUCGAAGUUGCGAAGAUAUGGUGAGACUUAUAACAUCUCUGAAUGUAUCGUGCCCUAUAAAUACUACUGGACCAUUUGAUUUUGGAAUAUUUCUUGAUUCUCUAAUGUCCAAUAACACGGCAUCAACCAACUUUCCACAAAAGUUGUGUUACUCUUUUUGGUGGGGUCUACGAAAUUUGAGUAAUUUUGGCACGAAUCUUGUAACAAGUAACUACGUAUGGGAGAAUUUAUUCGCAAUUCUUAUUUCUAUCACUGGCUUGUUACUGUUUUUGUACCUCAUCGGAAAUGUGCAGACAUUUAUGUCUGUGGAAACUGAAAAGUCAGAAGAGAUAAGAAGGAAGAUCAAAUCAAAAGAGCAAGAUAUGAAAGUGUGGAUGGAGAAAAAUUGCCUCCCUGCUAAUUUGAGGAAAGAAAUCAUGGCAAAUAUAAGAGAAAAAUUAGAACAAGACAAGCAUGCUGACAUGGAGAAUCUGUUCUCCAUUCUUCCCUGGUCAACCAAAAAAUCUCUAAAGCGUGUUCUCUGCAUGAGUACACUGAGAAAAGUACCAAUGCUUGAAGGCAUGAAUCCGAAAGUUUUGAAAAUGAUAUGUGACUAUCUGAAGCCUGUGAUAUACCCUGAGCAUAGCUAUGUUGCCAAGGUGGAUGAACCAGUUGAUCGGAUGGUGCUCGUCACAGAAGGAACCAUGUGGAUCUACUCGUCGAAUGCUAGUACUCCAUCUAAGAUCCACAGGACUGUUGAGAACGGUGACAUAUACGGAGAUGAACAACUUCUGAGUUGGGCGUCGAAGGACAUGCAACACGUCUCGUUUGCAACCCUCCUGAUCUCAAAAGCAAAUGUGAAAUGUCACACAAGAGUGGAAGGGUUUGCUAUAACAGCCAAGGACUUGAAAGCAGUCGCCACCAAGUGCAAAAUGUAUUGGAAUUACGAUGAUCCUCGAGAGAAGGAGAGGGUGGCGAGCUCUACCAUAGGAACGUCGUUCUGUCGAAACCACAGUAACCCAAAUAGGCCAGCUAGUAGGAGGUGCGACCUCGCCAAGGACACGAAUUGA